AAAUACAUGUGAGGAGCUAGACAUAGAAAAUGGAACCCCCAAUUAGAAACUACCAUACCCUAACUUUUCCAACAUUCGAGAAGCCGCCAUUGGAUUCCGGUGGCAGCCGUCAUCUUCGAGAAGGCGUAGGGUUGAUUCUUUCUCGAUGGAGGGCACUGCAAUUGGCUGUUCAGAACCAAUGGGGAGGCCAUGAUUCCCUUCAGAAGUCCCACCAACUAGCAAAUGACGUCUUGUGUUGGUUUUUACAUUGCAAGGGCCGGCUUCACGUGGAGGAUCUCGAGAAUUUGUUGCAUGAGAAUCUCCUGCUGAAUUUCAACACCGAGAUCGAAGACGGCAGCAUUGAGGAAGUGGCAGAACAGCUGAUGGUGAUGUACGAAGAACACUUGCACAAGAACCAUUAUCACAAACCCUAAUUUAAGGUUUCGAUAAUACGAGUUUCAGCUGCUAGAUCAGACGAUGCCAUGCGUGCUGGCC
Molecule: messenger RNA, 474 nt
Organism: Linum tenue
Lineage: Eukaryota; Viridiplantae; Streptophyta; Magnoliopsida; Malpighiales; Linaceae
Source: the annotation of a GenBank genome assembly